Molecule: messenger RNA, 5708 nt
Organism: Scleropages formosus (Asian bonytongue)
Lineage: Eukaryota; Metazoa; Chordata; Actinopteri; Osteoglossiformes; Osteoglossidae
Product: hepatocyte growth factor receptor-like
Exons: 22
Coding region: 456-4604 (1382 amino acids)
Biological process (GO): cell surface receptor protein tyrosine kinase signaling pathway; semaphorin-plexin signaling pathway; regulation of cell migration
Cellular component (GO): semaphorin receptor complex; plasma membrane
Molecular function (GO): protein binding; ATP binding; transmembrane receptor protein tyrosine kinase activity
Source: RefSeq, a predicted model, not a curated record
AGGCUGCGUGUCAGCCGUGACGCGGUCUUUGCGAAGAGACCGUCGAAACUCACCUGAACCGGUGGCCAGUGAGUGCGCGCGCGUGCGUCCGCGCGGUAUCUCGUGCUCGGGAGCGGCGCGCGCGCAGUGGCGCUGGCACGCGGCGGGGAGGAGAGCGCUCUCGAUGAGAGGAGGCGAGGGUGACCCGCGCGGUGCGUCGCGCGCCCCACCAGUUCCGUCUGCGUGCUGUGCGGACCGUGUGUGUCCAGGGAAGAAGAAGGGGUCGCUUGUGGGGACGGGCUCCUCGGAGCGGCGACAUUCUACAUUAAACUAUAACUAUAUUGUCCUUCGGGGUUUCUGCGUGUGGGUGCGCGCGCGCGAGUCUCCUCUGCUCUGGACCUGGAACUUCAACAUGAUUUGAUACUUAGAAAACUCACAUUUCUGCCACUGUGUUACAAAACCAAUACUGGAACAAGAUGAGAAUUUGCUUGCUUGGUGGUGUCCAUAUAUUUAUCAUCCUGUGGGCACUCUGGCAGGGGGUGAAGAGUCAGUGUGAAGAUCUGCCAACAAGUUUAAAGUUCAACUCUUCGGUCAGGUACAACCUCCCUAGCUUUGAGGCCAGCAAUGCCAUUCAGAACCUCGUUACCCACAAUGGCCGCGUGUACGUGGGGGCUGUGAACACCAUCUAUGGACUGGACGAGAACCUCCAGAAGAUCUGGGAGAGCAAGACUGGGCCUGUCUGGGAGAACCCAAACUGUCCACCAUGCCAGGAUUGUGGUGGCAGGGUCAACUCAUCCUCUGCCAUUCUGAGGGAUGAUGUUAACAUGGUAUUGCUGGUGGAGAGCUUUUACGACGAGGAGUUGUUCCGCUGUGGCUCAGCCCACAGCGGCAUCUGUCAUCGCCUCCACCUAAAUGCCAGCCUGGAGGAAGUCGACUGGAAGUGCAUGUACUCUGGUCAAACCAAAAGCAGGCGGCACAGUUGCCCCGACUGCAUCGCCAGCCCCACAGGGACUAAGGUUUUGAAUGUGGAGACAUUGGGAGUGGUCCGAUUCUUUGUGGCAAACACAGUCAGCUCGUCCUCGCCCCAGACACUCCCUUUCCACACCUUCUCCGUGCGGCAAAUGAAGGAAAGCCAGGCUGGCUUCCACCUUGACUCAGACCAGUCCUAUCUGGAUGUGCCUGCUGCACUGCAGCAGGACUACCCCAUCCACUACAUUUAUGCAUUCCAGAGUGGCCCGCAUGCCUACUUCCUGACAGUGCAGCGGGAGGAUGCUGAUUCGUAUGCCUACCACACCCGAAUUGUGCGCACCUGUGCAGCGGAUUCCACCCUUCGGCGUUAUGUUGAGCUGCCCCUGGAGUGCAUCGUGACAGAGAAGCGCCGUCGUCGGGCUGCCAGCACUGAGCUGUUCAAUGUCUUGCAAGCAGCAUACGUUGCCCGGCCAGGUAGGGCUCUCCGUGAAGAGCUCGGUAUUAAGGAGGGGGAGGACGUGCUCUUUGCUGUCUUCGCACGGAGCCGGCCCAAUUCCCUGGACCCUAUGAACAGCUCGGCCAUCUGUGUGAUCCCUCUGAGAGACAUCAACGCCUUCAUUGAGAAAUACAUCCGGAGUAAAGACACCAGGCAGCUCUUCAACUUUAAAGGGUCCGAUGAGACGAUCCUCUUUAACUCGACCUCCACGGACAACUCCUUCAGCUGUGACGUGCACAGUGGGAGCUACCAGUUGCAGGUGACCACCAGAAGGCAGCGCCUUGACUACUUUAACGGCCAGUUCAGCAACAUUCUGCUCACCUCCAUUGCAGUCUACCCCAUGGGGGACCAGACCGUAGCAACCCUGGGCACGUCUACUGGCCGAGCCAUCCAGGUGGUGGUUUCCCGCUCCAGACAGAGAAACACCCCCCAUGUGGACUUCAUGCUGGACACACAGCCCAUUUCCCCUGAGGUGGCCCUGCUGUUGAACAAGCCCUCAACUGGCUCCUUAUUGUUGGUGACGGGAAACAAGGUCACCAAGGUGCCAAUGGCAGGUCCAGGGUGUAAGCACUUGUGGACAUGCAGCUCCUGCCUGCUGGCACCAGCUUUCAUGGAGUGUGGCUGGUGUCGGAACCGCUGUUCCCGGUCCCAGGAGUGCAUCACAUCACACUGGACUCGUAACUCCUGCCCUCCCACCAUCUCUACGAUUUCACCUGUGUUGGCCCCUGUGGAGGGGAAAACAAAGCUCACCAUCUGCGGGAGAGAUUUUGGCUUCAACAAGAGUGAGAGGUUUGAUGCAAGUGUCGUCGCAAUCAGCGUAGGCAAAGCAGAGUGCGUUCUGGAUGCGAAAGAAAGCAGCAGUAAUCGACUGGUUUGCAUGGUGAACCGUGUGAAAGCACCACAGGCCGAGGCAGCUGUCAAAAUCUACAGCGGGAAGGAAUCCACACAGAAAAAAGGGUUCUCCUUUGUGAACCCUGUUGUGCAUAAAAUCUCACCAACUUUUGGGCCAAAAUCUGGAGGUACAGUCCUAACCAUCAGUGGAAAUUUUUUGGACAGCGGGAACACAAGACAGGUCACCAUUGGGAACAGCGUGUGUGAGAUGAUAAAAAUCUCUGCCAACAUGUUAAUAUGCAGAAGCCCUGCUCAGAAGUUCUCAUCCAACCAAACCGUCAAACUGACCGUCGACUCUGUCAUCAGAGAGGCACCCUCUCCCUUCAUGUACAAUGAGGAUCCCUUCAUCGACAGCAUUCAACCCACCCGCUCUUUCAUCAGUGGAGGAAGCACGCUAUCUGCACACGGGGCCUACCUGCAGUCGGUCCUUCAGCCGCAGAUGAUCAUCAGGCCAGUCCGAGAGGGGAAGGAGUUUAAAGUGGCCUGCACAGUGGGUGAAGACAAGAGAGUUAUCCUCUGCAUCACCCCCUCCCUGAAAGACCUGAACCUCCAGCUUCCAGCAGUCACCGAUGUCUCCUUCGAUCUGGAUGGCUUCUCCACCAAGCCCAAGCGCUUCACCCUGACCUAUGUGGAAGACCCCAGAUUCGAGGAGUUUGAGAAGCCAACGGUUACCUCCAAAGGCAACAAGAACAUUCUAGAGAUUAAGGUGCCAGACGUGGACCUGGAGGCAGUUAAGGGCAAGGUGUUGCGGGUGAGCAACCGGAGCUGUGAGAGAGUGCUGCUGGAGGGGAACACACUAGAGUGCACAGUCCCCACAGAGCUGCAGAAUGUCGCCAAGGAGCUGGAGGUGGAGUGGAAACAAGAAUCAUCCUCAGUGAUGCUGGGCAAGGUGCUGCUGGCCCAGGAACAGGACUACAGAGGCCUCGUGGGGGGCGUGUUCUCCAUCAGUGCCCUCCUCCUGUUGCUCGUGGCCCUCGUUGCCUGGCGAAGGAAGAAGAAGCACAUUGAGGAUUUAGCUGAGGGUAUGGUUUGGUAUGACGGAAGAGCGCAUAUACCACAUUUGGACAUGUUGGCAAACGCAAGGAGUGUCAGUCCCACUAACGAAAUGGUUUCCCAUGAAUCUUUGGAUUAUAGAACUACCUUGCUUGAGGACCAAAACGGGCCCGUGUCCCAAGCAGAGUCCUGCAGACCACCGCCCUACGCCCCCUCGGACCCAGCAGCCAUGUUGGCAGUCAGGGACUCGGACCUUGGUGCGCCCCUGCUGCGGCCCAGCGUGCACAUCGACAUGGCCAGCCUGGAGCCUGAGCUGCUCACUGAGGUCCAGGGUUUGGUCAUCGCACGUGAGGACCUGAUGCUGCACCUCAACGAGAUUAUUGGAAGAGGUCACUUUGGCUGCGUGUUCCAUGGGACCCUGCUGAACAAAGAUGGCCUAAAGGUCCACUGUGCUGUCAAAUCUCUCAAUCGAAUCACUGAUAUCGAGGAGGUGUCUCAGUUCCUGAGGGAGGGCAUCAUCAUGAAAGACUUCAGCCACCCCAAUGUGCUGUCCCUCCUGGGCAUCUGUCUGCCCCCUGAAGGAUCUCCCUUGGUGGUCCUGCCCUACAUGAAGCAUGGUGACCUCCGCAACUUUAUCCGGGAUGAGACACAUAGCCCAACAGUCAAGGACCUGAUGGGAUUCGGGCUCCAGGUGGCCAGUGGCAUGGAAUAUCUUGCCAGCAAGAAGUUUGUACACAGGGACCUGGCAGCCAGAAAUUGCAUGCUGGAUGAGAACUACACAGUGAAGGUUGCUGACUUUGGCCUGGCACGGGAUGUGUAUGAGAAGGAGUACUAUAGCGUGCACAACAAGAGCGGUGUCAAGCUCCCAGUCAAGUGGAUGGCCCUGGAAAGCCUGCAGACACACAAGUUCACCUCCAAGUCGGACGUGUGGUCGUUUGGUGUGUUGCUGUGGGAACUGAUGACACGCGGCGCCCCACCCUACUCCGACGUCAACUCCUUCGACAUCACCGUCUUCCUGCUGCAGGGCCGAAGACUGCUGCAACCAGAGUUCUGCCCCGAUGCUCUCUACAACGUCAUGAUUGAAUGCUGGCACCCCAAACCCGAAAGACGUCCAACAUUCUCCGAGUUGGUGUCCCGCAUCUCCACCAUCUUCUCCAGUUUCAGUGGCGAGCACUACAUCACGCUGAACACGACGUACGUCAAUAUCGAGAAGAUGACGCCGUAUCCCUCCCUCAUUUCAUCCCAGAACCACCUGGACAGGGAUUGCUGUACCUGAGGAAGAUUCGAGGCUGAGAUGGGUGGGCGGCUGGGAGACUCACAUAGGCAAUCUGUGCCUUGACAGGGACACUGAUGCGGUGCUGCAAAAGGCUGUACUGGAUUACUGUUCAGUGUUGGAGCUGUAUUUAACAAAAGCUGGGAUUCCUUCAGUGAUGGCCUGCAUGUCACUGCAAAUGUUUCAGCGACUGAGGAACUUACUAGUACACGGUGCCUCUGCUCAACUCCCCUGCAACGAAUGCAGACUGCUGAACCUUGACCUACAUCUAGUUAGGACCAAAUGAGAAAGGCCUGAUUGCUCUCCUGGCUUCUUCAGCUCCAGUCACUGAUGUUGGAACUUGAGUCUGCUUCAGGAACUCAAGGCUGCUGCAAAGAGCCAUAAGUAGUGAGCCACUGUCACUGAAGCACAUGGGGCUAGAUUGCCUUGGGCUGUGAUGUGGCCUGAGGAGGAGCAGGAGAAGGAGGUUUGGCAUGUAAAGUAUUUGUACUGGCAUAGGUAUUGUUUACUGUUUCUUCAGUCGUGUGAGCACUAUAGCCUUUAGGAAAGUAAUGCUUUGCAUGUAUUUAGUCCACUCUAUAAUGCAGUCUUUGAGUAAGUGUGAUGAAUGUAUAGGUUAAAAUAUUAUUAAGCUAAUGUUAGUGGUAAAGUUUUUUGGGCUAUCGUACAUUUUUGCCUGCAAUACACUGGAGAGUUUAUCUUUAAUUAUUUCAUAAGUUCCUUAUGGCCUCCUUUCAGUGUUUUAUAAAUACAACGUGAGUCACCAUAUGGGAAUUUAAAGAUGUUUUAGUGAGAAAUUUCCAUAUUCUCUCAUUUGUUCCUGUUAUCUUUUGGACGCGCUGCUGUCAUUAGGUGAACUAGUCUUGAAUGUUUAUGAAAAAAUGGAAAGUAUUCUAAUAUUUUUCAUAAAUUUAAAGUAUAUAUUUAAAUAACAAGGGACCUAUCCAAUAGAAUACAUUGCAGGCAGGAAAAAAAAAACAUUGCCUAAAUUCAUUGCUCAUGCAUAGACUGGUUUGCAUUUUGUGCUUUGUAUAUAUUGUUAAGUGUUAUGAAUGUAUAUAUGAGAGUUAUGGUACUGUACAACUUUUGAUUCGUAGAUCUGGAAAA